This is a messenger RNA of Striga asiatica, 1296 nucleotides long. NCBI's taxonomy places the organism in Eukaryota, Viridiplantae, Streptophyta, Magnoliopsida, Lamiales, Orobanchaceae. The record is from the annotation of a GenBank genome assembly.
AUGGAUGAUGGCUUUGCUUUGAAACAGGGAAAGCAAAUUCACGGAUACAUGAUAAGAAGUGAGAAGGAAUUGAGUGUUAAUAUUGGAACGGCACUGAUAGCAUUUUACGGGAAAAUGGGAUGCUUAAAUUAUGCGUUUAAAGUGUUUGAUGCUAUGAGUGUCAGAAAAGUUUGUGCUUGGAAUGCUAUGAUAUGUUCACUGGCUUCAAAUGGCAGGGAAAGUCAGGCGUUAGAUAUGUUUGAGAGCAUGAAGAGCCUGGGACUGUGUCCAAAUGAAGUUACUUAUGUGGGUGUCCUAUCAGCUUGUGCUCGGAAAAAGCUAGUAGAUUUGGGUUUGGAUUUGUUUCGAUCAAUGGCGCUUGAUUUUUCCAUUACACCCAGAAUGGAACAUUAUGGAUGCGUGGUUGAUCUCUUGGGUAGAGCAGGUCUUUUGAGAGAAGCGUAUGAAUUUGUGGCGACCAUGCCUUUUAAGGCCGAUGCCUCUGUCUUGGGUGCGCUUUUGGGUGCUUGUAGGGUUCAUGGGGAUGUUGAUUUGGGAAAUGAAGUUGGUAGGCAGUUGCUUGAAUUGCAACCUGGCCAUUGUGGACGGUAUGUGCUGCUGUCAGGCAUUUAUGCUGGAGCGGGAAUAUGGGACCACGCGGCUACCUUGAGGAAAGUAAUGGCAAGAGUCGGGAUUCAGAAAGUUCCGGCUUUUAGUAUCCUACUAAACGUGGCCAAUAAGCAUAACGAAGAAGAAUAUAAUGAAAAUGAGUUGUCGUCUGACUCCAGCCGAGAGGCGGUACAUGGAAAGGUGGCUGAAAAUAGAGCCUUGCCAAGGCUGCUAGGAAAUCCCACCAAUUCAUGCACUCAAUCAGUAUUUGGCUAACCUUAGCGAGUAUUAUGUCAUUCCCAAAGUAGGGCACGGCUGAUCAUUUUGAAUCGUGGAACUCUUUAUUUUUGUUAUUGUUUAUUCCCUCCUGUUGCUUGUGCAUGUUUGAGUAGCUGCUGGAUCUCAGGACUUUGUUGGUGGGGGUGCACAACUUUCGGUUAACCGACCGGAACUAAAAGUUCGAUUUGGAAUGAAAUUCAAAUCGAAAUAUCAGAACUAAAAAUUCGAGUUGGACUGAAAUUGAAACCGAAUAUUUGGUUCGGUUUUCGGUUUAUAUUUUCUUAACAUUUCGGUUUGGUUUGGAUAAUAGUGAUCGGUUAAUCGAACUGAAUCCGAAAAUCGAUAUAUAUUUUUGAGCUUGAAUGACAACCAAGUAUUAGCGUGUGAACCGUGAGAAUCGCUAUUUUAAUUGUAUGAAGUGCUAUGAUU